Molecule: messenger RNA, 432 nt
Organism: Spirometra erinaceieuropaei
Lineage: Eukaryota; Metazoa; Platyhelminthes; Cestoda; Diphyllobothriidea; Diphyllobothriidae
Source: the annotation of a GenBank genome assembly
AUGAGGAUUCACCUACAGCCUCGGAGGAGACUACAAGGUAAGCGACCCUCAGGUAAUUUGAAUAUUGUCUUGUUGUCCUUGCCUGCUCACCAUUUCCAUUUCAACAAUAAAGUAGCCCAUGGGCUACUCGAACUUCCAGUCACCGUCGCCGCCGCCGCCGCCGCCGCCGCCGCCGACGAGAACGCCUCCGUGGAGAACCGAAGGUGCCAACUAAAGGACACAGUGAAGUCGACCGCCCUGACUGUCCUCGGUCGCGCAUGCUGCCAAGAUCAGGACUGGUGCGACGACGACGCCGCCAUCAGCAACAUGUUCGCCGAAAAGAACCGCCUGCACAAAGCCCACGUCGACCGCCCCACGGACGACAACAAACCAGCCUUUUGCAGUAGCCGCCGCGUCGUGCAACAGCAACUGCGUGAAAUGCAGAACGCUUAG